AAUUAGUUUCUUUUUUAAGAACUAAGUACCUUUCUAAGUAGAUUCUUUUAGGUCUGUGAUUUCCAAGCUAUUCGCAAACAUUCUUGCGUUAGAUAAGACGAAUCGUCAACUGAAUACCUAUAAAAGAAUGGGUUCGUCUGACUUAAAGUCACACUCAACUCGAACCCUGUUCAAGAUGUUCAUCCAGUUGGCUUUUUUGAUCUCCAGCGUAGCCCUGAUCUCCGCGGGAUCGAUUUCGAAAAGGAUUGCAGGCGGACAGCCGGCAACCGUAUCAGAGGUACCAUGGCAGGCCUCUCUUGUCAGCGAAAAUCUUUGCGGUGCUGUUAUUUAUAGUGACCAGAUCGUUUUAACCGCAGCCCACUGUGUCGGAUCCGAUGAUCUAAAAAGGUACACCGUGAGAGUGGGCUCAUCGAGCCUUUUCAAAGGAGGUCAGGCGGUGAAGAUAGCAAACAUCACACGGCACGAAAAAUACCAAGGACGCUCAAACUAUUUCUCCCAUGAUAUAGCCGUGAUCCGACUACAGACCAAACUCAGGUUGGGUGACAACGUAAGACCCAUUCCUUUGGCAAAUACAGCUCCUAAAGUGGGAACCCCCUUAUUGGUUUCCGGAUGGGGAGAGAUCGGAUACAAAAAAAAAUCGGAAACACUUCUUAAGGUCGCAGUAAACAUAGUGGAUCGGAGUGAUUGCGAGAAGUACUUUUUGAACAUUACUGAAGAUAAGAUCUGUGCCGCUGCUAACGGGAAGAAUUCAUGUAGGGGAGACUCCGGAGGUCCACUGGUCUUCGAUGGUAAACUUGUUGGCAUCGUCUCCUAUGGCAAUGCUUGUGCUAAUCCCUAUUUUCCCGGAGUAUAUGCCAAUGUGGCUGAGCUCAGGCCCUGGAUCGAAAAUGCUGUAAAACGAGUGUGAAGCUUAAAAACUAUCUACAAAUAUUAAUAAAAAUUCAAAACAAUUAUUUUUAUUAAAGUUGAAACAGUAUUCUA
Drosophila suzukii is the source of this 981-nucleotide messenger RNA. Its product is annotated as trypsin beta-like. The record is from RefSeq and is a predicted model, not a curated record. Gene Ontology annotation, biological process: proteolysis. NCBI's taxonomy places the organism in Eukaryota, Metazoa, Arthropoda, Insecta, Diptera, Drosophilidae. Gene Ontology annotation, molecular function: serine-type endopeptidase activity.